AUGUAUCUACCAAACACCCUGCGCCUCCGACGCAACAACCUCUGUCCUCCAGGACACCCUGUAUGUGGACCGGGGCCUACCAUAGGUGUUACAGGGGACCCUCCCGCAUUCGAUCCACGAGCCACACUUCCACACCCUCUGGUACCUAUUGGAUCCACGCGCAACUUGAUUGGGAUUAUCCUGGGAAUCAUUCUUCUCCUCAUAGGCAUUGGCAUCUACACCAUAUUUGGGGAGGGACCGCGCAAGAAACUCAAGGAGUGGAGGGAGCAGAGACAAACCAAGUUGGACAAGCAAUGGGCGCCAGAGCCAAGGCAUGGUGACCAGAAGAUGGAGGAAAUUGCAGGAGAUGAUGAGACAAGGGUAGACGACAAGUACGAGGGGCAUCUUCCAUCACAGCCGCCAAGCUUGGUGGGAGAGAACACAGACAUUUGA
Postia placenta MAD-698-R-SB12 is the source of this 432-nucleotide messenger RNA. RefSeq lists its product as hypothetical. The record is from RefSeq and is a predicted model, not a curated record. The transcript has a single exon. The coding region runs from base 1 to 432 and encodes 143 amino acids. NCBI's taxonomy places the organism in Eukaryota, Fungi, Basidiomycota, Agaricomycetes, Polyporales, Adustoporiaceae.